Molecule: messenger RNA, 1527 nt
Organism: Australozyma saopauloensis
Lineage: Eukaryota; Fungi; Ascomycota; Pichiomycetes; Serinales; Metschnikowiaceae
Product: RNA-binding GTPase
Exons: 1
Coding region: 1-1527 (508 amino acids)
Cellular component (GO): nucleolus
Molecular function (GO): GTP binding
Source: RefSeq, a predicted model, not a curated record
AUGAGAGUCAAAAAGCCAACCUCCAAGAGAAGUACCACGCGUAUGCGUGAGGGUAUCAAGAAAAAGGCCGCUUCUCAACGCAGAAAAAACAAGAAGCUCGCCAAAAAAGACGUCACCUGGAAGUCUAGAGUCAACAAAGACCCCGGAAUUCCUGCUAAUUUCCCCUACAAGGACCAGAUCAUCCAGGAAUUGGAGGAGAACAGACGCAUUGAAAAGGAGAAGAAGGAAGAGCUCCGCAGACAAAGACAAGAAGCCAGAGAGGCUGCUUUGGCCAGUGGAGUCACAGGCGAUGAUGCCAUGGAAGAGAGUGACAGCGACGAUGCGGGUGAAAACGGAAUGGCCGCUUUGAUGGAAUCUGCUAGACAAGCCGCAGUAAACUACGAUGGUGAGGAGGAGCCAGAUUCUAUGGAAGAGGAUUUGGAGAUCGUAGACCUUGAGGUUUCCGACACCGAAGUCGAUGGUGGUGACUUGGACAAGUCCAGAAAGGCAUACGACAAGAUUUUCAAAACCGUAGUUGAGGCAUCAGACGUGGUGUUGUAUGUUUUGGAUGCUCGUGACCCGGAGUCAACCCGUUCCAGAAAGGUCGAGGAGGCUGUCUUGCAGUCCGGCGGUAAGAGAUUGAUCUUGAUUUUGAACAAGGUCGACUUGGUUCCUACUCCAGUUUUGACGCAAUGGCUCAAUUUCUUGAAGCUGUCGUUUCCUACCAUCCCAGUGAAGGCCUCGCCAGGUGCUGUGGGCCUGAGCACAUACAACAAGAAUCUUUCUAGUGCUAUGACUGCCAAUGCUCUUCUACAAGCACUCAAGUCGUACGCAAACAAGGCAAACCUCAAAAGAUCUAUCGUCGUGGGUGUUAUUGGAUACCCUAACGUCGGUAAGUCGUCUAUUAUCAAUGCAUUGACCAGCAGACACGGAACCAACAAGGCCUGCCCCGUUGGAAACAUGGCUGGUGUGACCACACAUAUGAGAGAAGUUAAGAUUGACAACAAACUAAAAAUCUUGGACUCUCCAGGUAUCGUUUUCCCCGACGAGAUCCGCGGACAAAAGCAUGUCUCGGAGGCCAAGUUGGCGCUCUUAUCUGCCAUUUCUGUCAAGAAAAUUUCCGACCCUCCAUCGGUCAUUGAACAGCUUCUAAAGCGUAUGGCCAAGGAUACUGCCAUGGCUGAUGCCUUAAAGAAGUACUACGACGUUCCUGCCCUUCCAUCCUCAGAUUUGAAAGAGUUCACAAAGCACUUUUUGAUCCAUGUUGCCCGUACCAGAGGUAGAUUUUCGCGCGGUGGUGUCCCUAACUUGGAUUCCGCUGCCUUGGCUGUUUUGAACGAUUGGAGAGACGGCAGAAUCACCGGCUGGGUCUUGCCAAGUGCCUCCAGAAGCUCUGCUGCCGAGGAGAGACCUCUUGAUGCUCCUAAGAGUGCAUUGAGAGGCGAGAAGGAGCCUGCCAAGGUUGAGAACACCACUGUGGUCAGCGAAUGGGCUGCUGAGUUCGACUUGGACGGUUUGUUGGGUGACAACUUUGGCCUUGGUGCUUAA